GGCAGCCGCUCAAUGGUCUGGGUUUCUUCCGAAAGGGGCCUCGCUAGAUCGGCCAGAGGAGAAUGGCCAAAGGAAAAAUCAAAAUUGACAGAAAUCAAACGGCCUGCCGCCGGGCCGGACUUGCGAUUCCUUUGUUCUCCUAGGCUUCUGGCGUCGUUUCCAUGCCGGCUUCCUUCCUCGGCUGGUCUCGCUUCUCUCUCUUGCAUUUGCUUCUUCUUUGCCUCUGCCUCUGCCUCUGGCAAACCCACUCUGGCACUCACACCCCUCGGGCUAGCGGCAGUCGCAUGUAUCACCUUAAACUUCAUGUCCACAGGUUCGUCUGCUUCCCAGCGCACCCUCGUGCUCUGGAACUCGAUUUCUCAGGCUUUCAAUCUGAUGCGAGGCGGUCAGAGAGACAUUCUAGAAGCUCACACGGACGCGGGAGCCCGCCCACUCGGUUUGUCAAAGCAUGUCGCAUCCUUGCUCCAGAAGCCUGAAGGUAAACUCAAGAAACAGACAAGCAGCAUGCGCGCUACUGUCGAGUCGAGGCAAGAGGCUAGUGACUCUUUUCCACCUUGCACUGCAAAUUGGGUUGGGCUCGCGGAUCGGAGAUCGAGACAACAGUGGCCGUAGGACAAGGACGGCAAAGGCUGCGAAGACGACGGCGUGACCAGCGGGUGCGUGUAAAUGGAGCGAGGCCGGAUAGAGUGUCAUGGACGGGGACUUUUGUCGUAGGGCAC
Colletotrichum acutatum is the source of this 719-nucleotide messenger RNA. RefSeq lists its product as uncharacterized. The record is from RefSeq and is a predicted model, not a curated record. The transcript has a single exon. Lineage: Eukaryota; Fungi; Ascomycota; Sordariomycetes; Glomerellales; Glomerellaceae. The coding region runs from base 13 to 612 and encodes 199 amino acids.